CCUUUUACAAUAAUUUUUAAUUGACAUGGCUGGAAAAUGUGAUGUCUUUUAAUGAUCUAGUCUACAACUGAAGGAAAAAAUCAAGUUUUUAUUCACAGGGCGGGCAUAAGAGAUGUCUGAUGAGGGAGCAUAUGAGAACAUUUUAGCAACUCCCUCCUCCUGAAAUUGAUGUUUGAUAUGAAGGCCGAAAGAACAAAGGACGACUCCAUGAGAACACGCUUGGUUACUGUCAACACUGGAUGGAGUUGAGGAAGGUCAGCGGAUGUUGGAGCAGGGUUGGAUGAGAGUCUGUGGGCUCCAAGUGGAAGAUUUCCUCUGAGCAACUGGGAGGCUAAAAAUAGUUGACCGAGCACCAUGGCUCUGUCUGGGGACAACUGCCCGAGUUCUGAGUGGAGCGUCAUGUGUCGCCCAUGUUGUGAGUACCACCUGAUCCAGUGCCGGUGUCCCUCGAGAGGGUCGAGCGUAGGUUACACUGUACCCUGCUGCCGCAAUGCUCUGGAUCAGUGUGACCCUUGUAUCAUUCACCCAGGCUGCAGUCUGUUUGAGAACUGUAAAACCUGCCACAACGGAACAUGGCGAGCCAAUGAUGACUUCUUCGUCAAUGGAAAGUAUUGUACAGAGUGCCGUCAGGGCUGGAGUGGAGGGGACUGUAAAACAUGUGGAGGCAUCAUCCAGCGGGCUCAGGGUCACAUAGCCCUGGAGAGUUACCCAACAAACGCCAAAUGUGAAUGGACAGUGCAGGUGCAGAGGGACAGUAGCAUCGAGCUCAGGUUUUCACUGCUCAGCUUGGAGCCUGACCACAACUGUCGUUAUGACUACGUCGAGGUGCGUGACGGCGACGAUCUGAGCUCCCCUGUGAUUGGCCGGUUUUGUGGGGAUCAGCUGCCACCUCCAGUAACAAGCUCUGGGAAUCGCUUGCACAUUCUUUUCACCUCAGACGGCUACAACAACUUUGAUGGAUUUGUUCUUACUUUUCAGGAGAGUUCAGUUUCGGCCAUUAGGAAACCAGCGUGUCCGCCUCCUGGGAGACUGGAGAAUGGAUAUCUGCUGCCUAUAUAUGGCCUCAGGGAGGCACUUGUAUCUGUAAACUACCAGUGCCGUCCACCGUUCAUACUUACCGGCUCCCAGCAGAGGACCUGUCUACCUAAUGGCACGUGGAGUGGCGCAGUUCCUAUAUGUGUAGAAGGCCAAACAAGCAGAGUCCAGUGUGCCCCUCUAUCCAAAUUGCUCAAUGGCUACCACAGACCUGCCCUUAACACAGCAGCGGCUGCAGAGACGAUUGAGUUUUUCUGUAAAAACUCCUACAUUUUGAGUGGAAAGCACCAGAGUACCUGCCUCUCUAAUGGAUCCUGGAGUAGCAGGCCACCAACGUGUGUGAGAGCCUGUCGAGAACCCAAAGUGUCUGAACUCGUGCAACAGAGUGUUGUGAAGCCACAUCUAUUAUCAAGGGAGAGUCCAAACCAGGGGCUCCAGCUCUUAUCCAGGUACGGCAAGCACGAUUUCUUGUCAGCCGGCUUUAUUCCACUUACAUUCGACGGACAGUCCAAUGUGGAAAGAGACGACUCCCCUUUGGAGGAGCUUCCUCGUGGCUUUCACUCCGUCUACACGAGCAUCGAGUACAAGUGUGCCUCGCCUCUCUACCGCCACACAGGAAGCCCCCGGCGCACCUGUCUAAAGACUGGCAGGUGGAGUGGGCGUCACGUUUCCUGCUCGCCAGCUUGUGGCAAAUUUGACACUUUCAGUCUUCGCAACCUCUCAGACACUCAGUGGCCAUGGCAUGCGGCCAUCUAUAUCCGCUCACCUCCUGAGCACACUGCCAGCACCCGAAGGUCACGUGGGAGGACCACGUCCGACCAGCAGGAGGCCUCAGAGGAGUCUACAUUCUGGUACCUGGCCUGCAGCGGGGCCCUGCUCACCCAGCGUAGCCUCCUGGUGGCCGCUCAGUGUGUGGUGGACAAGGACAAGCAGCAGCCCCUUCACCCGGCGCAUGUGAAGGUCGUCAUAGGCAAGAAGCACCAGACAUCCAGGGAUCGGUUGAAAAGCCAGCACCACCUCAGGGUUUCGGAUAUUUUAGUCCAUCCAAACUUUUACUCUGCACCGGACUCCAACGUGGCCGUGCUCAAGCUAAAAGACAAGGCCAAGAUCAGCGAGCGUGUGUUGCCAGUGUGUCUACCCAAAAUGCAAGGAGGAGAGGUGACAGCGCAGGAGGCUUACACUGCAAGGUGGAUUUUACCAAACAAUCAAAGGCACCUGAGCCGCUACACCGCCUCGAGCCAGACGAAACUUGUCGAGCUGAGGGAUGUAUCUCAGUGCGAAAGAGAAUUUGCUCAAGGAGGAACACGCGCCUCGGUGAUCAGCGACAAUACACUGUGUAUCAUUAGGAAACCGUCCAGUCCUGAAAGCCCGUGUCCCAGGGUUAUUCCAGGCCUCACGACCGUACCAGCUGUGCUUUCAUCCACAAGUGCUGUCAUGUCGGGUCACAAGGAGACUCAGGGGGCCUCCAGCACAGGCUGGCAGCUGCUUGGUUUAGAGAGCUUCGACUAUGGGGAAAAUAACUGCCACCAACAGACUUACACAGUCCAGACACGAAUAGGCAGCUUUCGAGAUUGGAUAGAGGAAAACAUGAAUUAGAUUUUUUUUUUUUUUUCUCAAUAUUUUAUGUAAAGCUAAUUUUGAGCAAGUUAAAUCUGAAAUAAAGUAGAAGUCAUUUAUUUUUCCAGUUUUGUAAGUCUCAGAGUUGGUGGAAACGGUGGCGAUGGAGCAGACGGGAGAGGAGAACACGGUUUUUAACCUCCUGUCUGUGUCAGCAUCAUGUGAGGUGAGCCUGCGUUACCACUCUUCCUUCCAGUCACUCCGCUCGUCUCUCUCAUGUGCGCAUGUUAUCACCUCCGCUUGAAACAAGCCAGUGUGAGCCGAUUAAGAAUCACACCCACUUUCUCAUGAUAUCUUACCUUAUGUUUCUGUGGUAUAUUGUUCACAAUAACAUUUCGUAGAUGAAGAUUUAAAAAAAAUAAUAAAAUAAAGAAAUCUUCCAGAUGCCAUUUUGACUCUUUGAUUAUUAGUAUCUCAUUACAGCUCUCCACCCAGAUAGAACAUUAGAAUCUCAAGUUGAUGCUAUUUUGACCGGAAAGACUAAAAUCUCUAGGUUUUUUUUAUUAUUAUUACUUUUGCUUUAUUCUGUUAGGUCCUGUUUUUGCUGAUUUCUUUGCCAAGUUUUUGGUCCUUGUCACUGUA
Xiphias gladius (swordfish) is the source of this 3234-nucleotide messenger RNA. RefSeq lists its product as uncharacterized. NCBI's taxonomy places the organism in Eukaryota, Metazoa, Chordata, Actinopteri, Istiophoriformes, Xiphiidae. The record is from RefSeq and is a predicted model, not a curated record. Gene Ontology annotation, molecular function: serine-type endopeptidase activity. Gene Ontology annotation, biological process: proteolysis. The transcript is spliced from 13 exons. The coding region runs from base 355 to 2631 and encodes 758 amino acids.